Molecule: messenger RNA, 254 nt
Organism: Prorocentrum cordatum
Lineage: Eukaryota; Dinophyceae; Prorocentrales; Prorocentraceae
Source: the annotation of a GenBank genome assembly
AUGCUCGGGCCGACACGGAACCACGACCUGCUCGGGCCGGAGCAGAGAUCCACGACCGUCUCGGACCCAGAGCAGCGGAACGACCGUGUCGGGCCGGAGCGGCUGCAGGGCCGUCUCAGGCUGGAGCGGUGGAACGGCCUGUGCAGGACGGAGCAGCUGAGCAGCCUGCUCCGGCCGAGGCAGUUCGACGACCUGCGCGGGCUGAAACAGUUUGACAACCCGCUCGGGCCGAAUCACGUUGACGACCUGCUUGG